Mizuhopecten yessoensis (Yesso scallop) is the source of this 1520-nucleotide messenger RNA. RefSeq names its product calcineurin subunit B type 1-like. Bases 313 to 858 code for a protein of 181 amino acids. Lineage: Eukaryota; Metazoa; Mollusca; Bivalvia; Pectinida; Pectinidae. Gene Ontology annotation, molecular function: calcium ion binding; calcium-dependent protein serine/threonine phosphatase regulator activity. The transcript is spliced from 6 exons. The record is from RefSeq and is a predicted model, not a curated record.
AAUCAUGAGAGGAGAUUCCUUCUUUGACUUGGUGCUCUGAGGGAAUCCCCGGUUAUAACCUUUUCAUAAGCGGAAAACAUCUAAUUCUUUUGACAAAAUAUGUAUUUUUAACAAUAUUCAUACAAUAAGAGAUACAUUUUGUGAGAGUUAAAAGAACACAUUUGGUAUAAAUAAGACAGGUGGUACGGAAAACGAAGAAAAGAAAUCUUCAAUUUUAGAGUUUCAUGAUGAUGAAGUGCACAGAAAGAGAAAUUCACUGAAGGAAAGCUGCUGACUCUUACUAAAAUUUACCUUCAACUGAUAACUGAAAACAUGGGAAAUGAAUCCAGUUUGCAAAAUGUUUUGAGCAAGGAAGAAAUCGAGGAUCUGUUAGCCUCUACUCCAUUCACAGAAAGUCAGCUGAGGAAGUUGAUGAAGCGAUAUAAAGACAUGGACCCUGAUGGUACAGACGGUAUAUCGUAUGAUGACAUGUUGACUAUGGUGGAGUUUGCAGGCAGUGACUUAGCACCACCAAUAAUUGCCAGUUUACUUGACAGGCGGUCUCUCAAAAUUUACCCCAAAACCUUUCUUCGUCUUUGUGCCUUACUCAGUGAUCGGGUUAAACCAGCAGAGAAAAAGAAAUUCAUCUUUGACCUAUUCAACAUCUACAGUAGUGAUGCUUUAACCCACGAUGAGAUUUUCCGGCUCUACAAAUUAUUUUACUCUGUUGCUAUCUCUGAUGAUCACAUUCUGGCCUUGACAUUCAAAGCUCUAAGUCACCCUGACCUUGAAACCAAAGGUCAAAUUACAUUCCCAGAAUUUGAAAAGAUGGUUGGUGACCAGGAAGUUGUAGACAGAAUGACAGUUGACUUCUUCUGAAUAAAAGAAAUUUCUUGAUCUCAUUGUGAAGGAGCACUGUCAAUGAUGAUAGACAUACGCUUUCCAAGUGUGGAAGCCAGGGAAUAUGAGGGGAAAUUUUCUAGUGAUGUGGUAUAACUAUGGGACUUGCUUACUAAUUCAGCAACAUCAAGCAUGGUCAGUGGCUUGAUGGGUGCCCGCCUGCAUGUCAUGUUUGGUGGCAGCAUGAUGACCUAAUGAGUAUCAUGUACACCAGUUCUGAGUGGCUGGGGAAGGUGCAUUGGUUACCCAGGGACAACUCAUGGGAUUCCCCAGGCAAAGUCUUGGGACAAGACUCCUCAGAGGGGGAAUGUUGUAACAGCCAAAGAAAAUGAGGGGAAAAUACUGCCUUACUGUUUAACUCUGGGACUCUCACUAGCUCAGCAAUUAAUGUUAAGCAUUGCCUGUCCUAUCCUUUGGAAAGUAACAGAAGAAAUACACUGGUACAUGUACAUUUUAAGGCUCAAGUAAUAGCACGGAAUUAGAUUAGCCAAGUCCGUGGUAAAAUUAUAUACCAGUGUAAUGAAAAUGACUGGUAUAAAAAUGAACAGGCUGUUAUGGUCUCAGCAAUGAUUGUACAUGUAAUUUGUGAAAGUUUAAAAAUGUAUAUGUUUUGUAUACAAUUUGUUGCAUAUAAAUUGUCA